Canis lupus familiaris (dog) is the source of this 3328-nucleotide messenger RNA. RefSeq names its product G protein-coupled receptor 52 (gene GPR52). Gene Ontology annotation, biological process: G protein-coupled receptor signaling pathway. Gene Ontology annotation, molecular function: G protein-coupled receptor activity. Gene Ontology annotation, cellular component: membrane. The coding region runs from base 358 to 1443 and encodes 361 amino acids. The record is from RefSeq and is a predicted model, not a curated record. Lineage: Eukaryota; Metazoa; Chordata; Mammalia; Carnivora; Canidae. The transcript is spliced from 2 exons.
AGGUAUAAAAUAAGACCAUCUUAAAACCUACCUAAUGGCCCCUGUAUUAAUUGAGCUCUUGCUCAAAAUAGAAUACAGAAAUACAAGAGGCAUUUUCGUAACAUAUGGCUGCUAUGUAACUGCAGAUAUAACAAACAAGCUUACUUCCCUUUCUUCCCCCCUAAAGUUGAGAUGUGUCACUGCUGCACUGAGCUGAUGAAGAGGCUUGAGUACUCUCUCGGAGGCUCGGCUGUGACAGAAGCACUGCCACUGUCUACUGAAGCUGAUCCUAAGACACUCUUGUGCAGAGUUUAACACAUGCUGGACAGGGCACCUGCUUGCUGGAGCCAAGGCUACACGUUUCCUUAAUUCCAAGCCAUGAAUGAAUCCAGGUGGACUGAAUGGAGCAUCCUGAACGUGAGCAGUGGCAUUGAGAAUGUGUCUGAACGUCACUCCUGCCCACUUGGAUUUGGCUACUACGGUGCAGUGGAUGUGUGCAUCUUUGAGACCGUUGUUAUUGUCUUGUUGACAUUUCUAAUCAUUGCUGGGAAUUUAACAGUCAUCUUUGUCUUUCACUGUGCUCCACUCUUGCACCAUUAUACUACCAGCUAUUUUAUUCAGACAAUGGCAUAUGCUGAUCUUUUCGUUGGAGUUAGCUGCUUGGUUCCUACUCUCUCACUUCUUCACUACUCCACAGGUAUCCAUGAGUCAUUGACUUGCCAGGUUUUUGGAUAUAUCAUCUCAGUUCUAAAAAGUGUUUCUAUGGCAUGUCUUGCUUGUAUAAGUGUGGAUCGCUAUCUUGCAAUAACCAAGCCUCUUUCCUACAAUCAACUGGUCACCCCUUGUCGCCUGAGAAUUUGCAUUAUUUUAAUCUGGAUCUACUCUUGCCUCAUUUUCUUGCCGUCCUUUUUCGGCUGGGGGAAACCAGGGUACCAUGGUGACAUUUUUGAAUGGUGUGCCAUGUCUUGGCUCACCAGUGCCUAUUUUACUGGUUUUAUUGUUUGUUUACUUUAUGCUCCUGCUGCCUUUGUUGUCUGCUUCACUUACUUCCACAUUUUCAAAAUUUGCCGGCAGCACACCAAAGAGAUAAAUGACCGGAGGGCCCGAUUUCCUAGCCACGAGGUGGAUGCCUCUGGAGAGACUGGACACAGCCCUGACCGUCGCUACGCCAUGGUUUUGUUUCGGAUAACCAGUGUGUUUUACAUGCUGUGGCUCCCUUAUAUAAUUUACUUUCUUCUGGAAAGCUCCCGGGUCUUGGACAAUCCAACACUGUCUUUCCUAACAACCUGGCUUGCUAUAAGUAAUAGUUUUUGUAACUGUGUAAUCUAUAGCCUUUCCAACAGCGUUUUUCGGCUAGGCCUCCGAAGACUAUCUGAGACAAUGUGUACAUCUUGUAUGUGUGUGAAGGAUCAGGAAGCACGAGACCCCAAACCUAGGAAACGGGCUAAUUCCUGCUCCAUUUGAAGAGAACUGUAUAGUAAAUGAAAUGUAAUCUGAUAGGGGUUUUGGAUUGUAUUCUUGAUUUAUCUGGAGAUUUGCCACUAGAGAAAUAUUUACUUAAAUAGUUGACUAGGAGAUAAAGGGACUAAAGGUUUCUUUUUUUUUUUCCCCCCUCUUUUUUCCACAGUGGUCGUGGCGGGGAAACUAGAGAAAAGAAUGUAUAGAGGGUGAUCUCAUGAGAUAAUUAUAGUGUAUGAGUAUAAAUGUACAGUAAUAGCAAAAUUAAGCACUGAGGAUGAAAAAAAGUAUUGGAAAAAGUAUCUCCGAUCUUCCACAGGACAUGAGCAAAGCCCCUCGGCAUCUCUGUCUUCUUUGGCUGAGCUCUCUCCUCUGUCUUUGCCUCUCGUUCUGUCUGUCUCUGUCUCUCUCACUCUUUGUGGAAAUUACUUAAAUAAAUUGCCCUUUAUGGGAAAAUGCUGCAUAUUAUAUAUGUGGCAAAUACAAUUUUUUGCAUCAAAGUAUACUUUUAGACAUACUAAUUUGCAAUCCAUAAGUGGUUUCUCCAUGAAAGAUGCAUCGUAAGCAUUGUAUUUUAUUACCUGCCACAUAACCCUUUUGUUUUUAUAAAAUCCACAGUGCAAAAUUUCUGCUAUAAACAAAAAGAAAUAGUAUUUUUUUUCCUUCUGGGUAAAAUUGUGCUUAACCUCCUUCCCCCUUUCUGACAGCCAAUUUUUUUUCUCUCUUUUUUUUCUUGAUCUGCAUCCAAAAGUACCUUAAUCCAAAAGUGUCUUAGCUAAUGAAAGAAUCUACUAUAUAAAGCAAUCAUAAUGUUAUCUGUUCCUUCCAACAAAGCAAUCUAUAGCUUGAUUGAGAUAUUGUGUUAAAUAUUUUUAAUAGCUUUUGUAAACAUUUUUAUCUGUUUCUUUUUCAAUUAGCUAUGUGCCCAAAGUCGUUUUUUUUUUGUUGUUGUUGUUUGUUUGUUUGUUUGUUUGUUUUUGGCUGUAAUAAGGUUUUGUUUUUCUUUAAGAAAACCCACAAAUAAUUCUAGUGCAGCAUAGAAUAUUCACCCAGAAGUGAGAUAUUGAUUGCUCUUCAGGUCAUGCUUUUUUUUCUCCCUUAGGAGUAAAUACUAACCUUUUUGUGUUACGUCUGUGAAGCUUAGUGUUGUGUCCACCAAUCAUUUGUAUGAUAUGCAUUUGCAUAUACUAUAUUUUUUACAACAAAGAAAAUGUAAAUUAUAUUAUGUGAUCUGUGCCUAAUGUUUUCUUAGCACAAUAUAUAGAUCAAUGUUGCUUAAGUCAUCAACAUUGGAAAAAAUAUACAGGAACUUCUUUGAAGAGAAAAAUACUUUUGUGUAGUUGUUAUUUAGAUAUUUAUAUUAGACCAAGCUGCAUUCUUAGUACUGCUGAGAAUACAAUAUACUUAAUUAUCAAGUACAGGUAAGAGCUGUCAGUAUUUUCUUUUGUAAUCUGUUUUCAUACGCAAAGAUUAAAUUAACUUAUUUUUUAGUGUGCUACUUGGAAUUGUAUAAUAAAUUGUCAGGGGUUUAGAUGUAGCAAAGUGGCAUUUGGGGAAUUAGUAGUAAAGCAGGUGUGAGUGAUAAAACAUACAAAUCUUACUUUUUUACUAUAAGUUUCCUGCCUGACAGAUAUUUUAAAGUUUAUAUAAAACUACUGAGUAUUUUUCUUCUCAGCAUUUUGAUUUCUUUGUUUUACGAAAUGCAUUUAAUGAAAUGUGCCUAUGACUUCAAAUUGGAAGCCAGCUGUGUUUGCACACUAGUAGUUUGACUUCAGAGGUCCUUUAAGAGAAAUGUCAUCACUUUAUUGAGGUUGUUCUGAACCCAUGUAUAUUUUUAAACAUGUAAGAAAGGUUUAAAAUAAAGAAUAAAAUAGUAUUCUAUAUAUCAAAA